AAUCUGUACUGCACAACAAACAUGUCUGCCUCCUGAAAGGAGAGGAGGGCACAGCUGAUCUGUGCAAAAUACAGAUUCUUUCUCUUCUUGGAGUAUACAAUCACCACCAUGAAACUUAUCAGCAUUCUUCUAACUCAGAACACGAGAAGUCCCCUCUAUGUAUUUGUCACCUCAAGCAGAAUUCUUGGCUAUGAAGUCCCUAAAUUCUGUUAUUAUUCAACGUCCAGGCAUAAACGAAGCAUCAAAGAAUGUUACAGAAUUCUUAAUGUCUCUGAAGGUUGUUCGGCCGAUGAAGUCAGAGAUUCCUAUAAAACCUUAGCAAAAAAAUACCAUCCAGAUAGCGGCGCCACCACAGCAAGUACCACCAUGUUUGUGCAGAUAGAUGAAGCCUAUAGGGACUUGUUGACCCACCUGGCCAAAGAGUCUAAGAAAGCGCAAACCAUGGAAGACGAUGAAGAAAAGACGCCAGACUAUAAGAUGCCACAGCACAGACAGUACUUGAGCUAUGAGGGUGUUGGUUUUGGAACACCAAGUCAAAGACAGAGACAGUAUGUGCAGUUUCGUGUUGAUCGGGCUACGGAUCAGGUUCUAAACUUUCGGAAGCAGAAGCUAGAACAACAGUAUGCCGAAAACUCAUUGAUAGCUAAAGAUGUCAAACACAGCAAAAAAGUAAAAACAACUCAAGCUAUUGAGCGUUUAGUAGAAGACCUCAUCCAAGAGUCCAUGGCGAAGGGGGAUUUUGAUAACCUCAGUGGAAAAGGGAAGCCCCUCAACAAGUUCUCCUCGUGUCCACACAUCGACCCCAUGACCCACAAUCUCAACAGAAUAUUGAUGGACAACGGUUACCAGCCCGAGUGGAUCCUGUUGCAAAAAGACAUCCGGGAAACAAUCGAAAAGCUGAGACAAGAUUUGUUGGCUUCUCGUAAAAAACUGGGUGAUCCCAUGACCUACAGGCAGGAAAACCAGUGGAUGGAGAUCUGUGAGACGUUCAGAGGAGACAUAACUAAACUCAACAAGAAGAUCAAUGACUUUAACUUGGUUGUCCCACUUCUGAGCAGACAGAUGGUCCACUUCAAUGUGGAUAAGGAGAUAUCUCGAGCCGAGCGGGCCUUCCUCGCCCUACAAGAGGAAAUGUAUGCGGCAAAUAAAAUGAAUGAUAAUGCUAGUGAGAAGAUGGACGACAAACAAGUCAAACCCACAGAGGUCUUCUUAAACUGGAUAAAGCAGCUGAAGAAAUUUUGAUAAAAUAAAAAUGAGUUGAAAUGGAAUAUUAUGGAAAUAAAUAAAUGUAUUAAUUUAGUUUUUUUAAUGGUUUAAUAGAUAACAAUUUUGCCUUGCCCCACUAGGGCCAAUGGGUUAAAUAGGUUAAGUGGACAACAAGUAGUUCCCAUUUUCCCCCAUUUUCUGGUGGGUUUCCUCAGGUUCUUCACAUUUUCUCCCAAAAGUAGAAAACCCAAUUUCCAUGACAAUUGGACUUAGUGUCUUAGGGUAGAUUUUAAGUCGGAUGGAGACAGGAAUGGGUGUGAGGGAUUGAUGCUACCUAUAGUGCUGUGAAAUGUCAAUGAAUGAUAAAUAAAAAAUA
This is a messenger RNA of Hyla sarda, 1582 nucleotides long. RefSeq names its product DnaJ heat shock protein family (Hsp40) member C28 (gene DNAJC28). The transcript is spliced from 2 exons. The record is from RefSeq and is a predicted model, not a curated record. The coding region runs from base 109 to 1242 and encodes 377 amino acids. Lineage: Eukaryota; Metazoa; Chordata; Amphibia; Anura; Hylidae.